Molecule: messenger RNA, 5914 nt
Organism: Myripristis murdjan (pinecone soldierfish)
Lineage: Eukaryota; Metazoa; Chordata; Actinopteri; Holocentriformes; Holocentridae
Gene: tnk2a
Product: tyrosine kinase, non-receptor, 2a
Exons: 21
Coding region: 285-3434 (1049 amino acids)
Biological process (GO): signal transduction; protein phosphorylation
Molecular function (GO): protein binding; protein serine/threonine/tyrosine kinase activity; ATP binding
Source: RefSeq, a predicted model, not a curated record
ACUGCCGAGGUUAUUAUCCCAGUCCAGGCGCGUCUCUCGCUGCUUGUUACUCCGUCCAACUGGGUUAUUAUCACCGGCAGCGUUCGCCUGUGACAGAGAUGCGGCACAUUUUCUCAUUUGCGUUAAAAACGAGCAGGAGGUUCCCACAGUGUCGGUGAGAAUAAAAGUGAAAUAGUGCGAGAUGAGUGUCGGUUUUGUUUUCCUCUCUGACACACAGGCAAGUGGGCAGCCUGACGUGACCGAGGCAGGCUAAUCAGCUUUGGCUGAGAGUGUGUGAAGCCCUGAUGAAUCAACAAGCUGCGUGUUGUCCAUGGCGUCCUCCAGGUGACCUCCAGUGCCUCCAGUCACUCCUGACUACAGCCCCAAUCCCUGUUCCACCAGCAGAGCUCUGCAGGAUGCAGUGUGAGGAGGGGACAGAGUGGCUGGUGGAGUUGCUGACAGACGUCCAGUUGCAGCAGUACUUCCUGCGGAUCCGUGAUGACCUCAAUGUCACACGCCUCUCCCACUUCGACUAUGUCAAGAAUGAAGACCUGGAGAAAAUUGGCAUGGGCCGUCCUGGUCAGAGGAGACUGUGGGAGGCGGUCAAGAGGAGGAGGGCUAUCUAUAAACGCAAGUCCUGGAUGAGCAAGGUGUUUCCAGGGAAACGGCCCGACUCCGACCAACAGCAGCCCCUCACCCCGGGGGCGUCGGCCAGCAUGGCCCCGGCCAAUAGCGAGCCAGGAGCAUCACUUACCUGCCUGAUCAGAGAUGCGGAGCUGCAGCUCUUUGAGCGGCUGGGAGACGGCACAUUCGGAGUCGUCCGGAGAGGAGAAUGGACCGGGCCCAACGGCAGAGUGCUGUCAGUAGCAGUGAAGUGUCUAAAGGGAGGCGUGCUGGAUGCAGAUGGUCUGGAUGAUUUCAUCAGAGAAGUGAACGCCAUGCAUUCUCUGAGCCACCAGAACCUCAUCCGCCUGUACGGCAUUGUCCUCACACAGCCCAUGAAGAUGGUGACAGAGCUGGCCCCUCUCGGCUCUCUGUUGGAUCGUCUGAGGAAGCGUCAGGGUCACAUCCUGAUCUCCUCUCUGUGUGGCUACGCUGUACAGGUGGCAUGUGGCAUGGCCUACCUGGAGCAACGGCGUUUCCUCCACAGGGAUCUGGCCGCCCGGAACGUCUUGCUGUCGACCAACGAAACGGUGAAGAUCGGAGACUUCGGCCUGAUGAGGGCGCUGCCGUCACACACCGACCACUACGUCAUGGAGGAGAGCCACAAGAUCCCCUUCGCGUGGUGUGCUCCCGAGUCUCUGAAGUCGCGCACUUUCUCUCACGCGUCCGACACCUGGAUGUUCGGAGUCACUCUGUGGGAGAUGUUCACCCACGGACAGGAACCGUGGCUGGGCCUCAAUGGGAGCCAGAUCCUCCACAAGGUCGACGUGGAGGCCGAGAGGCUAUGCAAACCAGACGACUGUCCUCAGGAUAUCUACAACGUCAUGCUGCAGUGCUGGAGCCCCAAACCCGAGGACAGACCCACCUUCAUCGCCCUCAGAGACUUCCUCAUCGAGACGAUGCCCACAGACAUGAGAGCGCUGCAGGACUUCGAGGAGGAAGACAAACUCCAGAUUACCAUGAAUGACGUCAUCACCAUCAUCGAGGGAAGGGCGGAGCACUACUGGUGGCGGGGCCAGAACAGGCGAACGCUGCGCGUGGGUCAGUUCCCUCGGCACGUCGUAACGUCCGUCGCCGGCCUGUCCGCCCACGACAUCAGCAGGCCGCUCAAACACUCCUUCAUCCACACGGGACACGGAGACACGGACCCCCACCGGAGCUGGGGACACGCAGACCGCAUUGACAGUCUGUACUUGGGGAACCCCAUGGACCCUCCUGAUGUUCUUGGAAUGGAUCCGAACACAGCCAGGCCGACCAAACUCCCCAAUCGUGCAAAAAAGCAGCCUCCACCUCGCCCGCCGCAGCCUGCUGUUCUGCUGAAGAAGCCGUUCUACGACUCCGUGAUGGACGAUUACGACGACGACGACGAUACCAGCGCCUCGUCGGGGCUGAAGAGGCUGGGCGUGUCUCUGGGCCUCAAGCUCCGCCCCUGGGAGGGGCCCGGCGUGCGCGCGGCCAAGAGCGAGGUGUCGCUCAUCGACUUCACCGACGACAGCUUCAGCUCGGCCACGCCCUCCCCGCUCACAGAGACACGGCAGGCGGAUCAGGACACGCUGCAGGACACACCCUCCAUUUUGGACUGGCCCCUCCCACUGCCGGCUUACGAUGAGGUUACUUCAGAGCUAGAGGAUCAAUCGGAGGACCAGGAGGUGCGUUCCAUCAACAGGGGAUUGGCUGAAGAGGCCUCGGCCCCGCCCAAAGGCUCAGUGGAGGGCAGGAGUGAGUCACAGUCAGCUGAUCUCUUCCAAGAGCUACAGCGAGAGGUGAUGGUGAAGCUGCAGGUUCCCAUGGCGACAGGCCGCUCCCUCCCCUCCUCCCCCCUCCCUGUCCCCCUGGCACCUGUAGGCCCCCACAGACAGAUCUACCUGCCCACGCCCGCCUCCUCCUCCUCCAACUCCUCCUUCCCUUCUUCCUUCGAGGACAAGCCCGUGCUGCCGCCCCGCACCCCCGUCCCGCCUCUGCGUCCGUCCAAGCAGACGCUGGGCUCCCGCUCCCCUCGCCCGCACGUGCGCACCAGCUCCAUCUCCCUGGGCGACGAGGACACGCCCCCUCAGAUCCCACCCAGAGACCACGCCUUCUCCCAGCCAGGCUCCCGCUCCUCCUCCCCCCUCCCGCUGGUGCCGCCCCUGUCCUCCUCGCCCCUCGCCCUGCCCCCUCCUCCCCUCUCCGUCUCCCCUCGCAGGGCGUCCGGCCUCCUAGGCCCCCUCCUGUCCUCCUCCAACUCCCCCUCGUCCUCCUCCUACUCCUCCACUCCUCCCACCACCUCACAGGCUUUGCAGCUCGCAGCCCCAGGCGCCUCCUCCUCACCCGGCUCCUUGCUGGAACCACUCUCCUUCCGGGAGGGGCGGAGUCUGACCUCACUGAUUGACAGCUCCCAGAGUUCUGCUCCCGCCCCCCUGCCAGAGCGCCCAGCUUUUCUGGAAAGAUACGGAGCGGCCAACAUGGCGGCGGUCAAGCCCAUGAUGCAGCAGCCAGGCGGGGGCAAACCCAACUCCUCCUACAACAACAACAACGGGCGAAUCGCAGCUCCCAGCAUGCAACAGGAGCAGAGCCUCUCACAGGUGCAGGGAGCGGUGCACGGUGUGACGGUGGAGGAGUGUCAGGCCGCCCUUCAGAGUCACAAGUGGAACGUCGCUCAGGCCAUAUCCCAUCUGAAGGUGGAGCAGUUGUUUCGGCUGGGGCUGCGGUCCAGAGCGGAGUGCCAGGAGCUUCUGCAGCGCUGUCAGUGGAACCUGGAGCAGGCCAGCACCCUCAUGCUGGACACCUACGGACCGCACCGCAACAGGAAGUGACAGCAGGAAGUCGGAGCUCCAGCGUUACUGACGUCAUCCAGGCCUGCGACCCGACCGAAUGACUCAUCGCAUAAUAAAGCCGGGGACACAGCGAUGCUCCCUGAUGGCGUUUCUCACUUUAAGUACUGUGAACCCCGGACUCCGCUCCCACCUGUGUCACACACAUGCAUGCUCAUUAUUAGCCAAUAGAGCAGCCUGUUGAAUGAGUCACACUAUUUACUUGAACAAUUGAUAUUUAUGAGGUUUUUAACAUGGGUAAUGAGAAUUUAUGUCGCCGCUGACAGCUAAUGCAAACUUUCAUUGGUGCGGGUGUGUGUGUGUGUGUGAGAGUGGCGCAUAUGUGUGUGUGUUUGUCGCAGGUGCUUGUUUGUGCGUGUACAAAUGCGUGAUUACAUUUAUGUACAGACACUGUAAAUGACCAUGCCUUCCACUGUUAAUGAAGUGAAUUACGAUCAGGGAAAUGCGAGUUAAUAACGCGGGUUUAUUCAUGUUAUGUUCAUGUACAGCUGCACUGAUACGAUGCUGUAUUGUAUACAACACUUUAUCGAGUGUGUCGACACACAGGCAGAUAUUUUUGAGGUGCAUCAACUGCUGGUCAGAAAAGGAAAAAAAAAAAACAGAUUUAUCUAGUGAAUGAGGUGAGCAUUAGUAUUAAAUGGUGCAAUAGCAUAUUAUUAAAGUAUAAUAAUUAAUGUAUCCUAUGUGUCUUAAAGUUUUUCAGGCUUUAUAUAUGCACGCUUUCUGACUUGUUUGGAUCAGAAUUUUCCACGUGGUUUUCUUGUCUCAGUAACAGGGAUAACUGUAGAUGAUAAGAUGUCAAAGCAAAUGAAGAGAUUCCCUCCAAAAAGAAAAAAAAAAAAAAAAAAAAAGAUAUUCAUCAUUUGGAAAAAUCUAGCCUUACAAAUCUAAUGAGUGCAUGUGAACGUUGGGUACCAAUUAAAUAUAAUAAAUAUAAAAAUAAUAAGAUUAACUUUAUAAAUGGUUUAAGAAUGGUUUAUAAUUGAUUGUUAAUCAUUUACAAAGUGUUUACAACCCAAUAAACAACCUGAUUAUAAACAGCUUAUUAUACAGUUUUCAAUAUGGGCUCACUAUUUGGCUGAGACUUAACAGAAUAGAUGCUGUGCCGCAGUGACUUGAUCUUGCCAAAUAGUGAGCCUAAAUCAUUACAUGAAAACUGUGUUAUAACUCAUUUAUGGUUGUUUACUGAUGAUUUCCAAUGUGUUUAUGAACUUAAUAUAAUCCCUUCUUAAACUGAUAAUAAAAGUAGUCUUAUUGUGAAGUGGCACUGAAUAUUGAAUCAAAUUGUUUUAUAAGGAUAGUUGGCGCUUAAAUUCUUUGCUGGCGAAAUGGCAACAACUUUUAGAGUUGAUCCUCCAUAUUGUAGGCAUAUUUAAAGGAACAGUUCACCCAAAAUACAAUAACAGAUAUCACUUAUGCAAUCUGCAAGAUUCGCUUUGCUGGUGUUGUCUUUGUCUUUGUCUUGAGCUGUUGAGGUUUUCACAAGUACAUUUCUUGUACUUUGAGCUCCACAAAUGAAUAUAUACAUGCAGCCCCUACUGUAUAGAAGUGAAGGGAGAGCGACUGGAAACCUCAACAAAUCACACAGAACCUGUCUGGGUGGAUUAAUUGCACUGGGCGUAUGUGGGAAAAUAACUUUUGUGUAUUUUGGGUGACCUGUUCCUUUAAAUUUCAGCUUUUUUUUUUUUUUUUUUUGCUGUUGUUUUUCCAAAAAUGGAUAUGUACUGUUUUGGAAAUGAACUCUGCAUAUGUUUAAAAAGACUCUGUAUGAUAAUCAUAAACACAUGCUGAUAUGCAGAUAUUAACCUCUGACCCAAGCAGGUCAGGCUACUGCAGUGUGUGCAUGUGAGUAUGUGAGCGUGUGUAUGAGAGUGUGUGUGUGCACUUACCUAAGCAUAGCCAAGAGAGAGAGAGCAUGUGUGUGUGUGUGUGUGCACUUAGCAUUGUAAUUAUUGUUCUCUCAGAUUAAUGGCACAAAUCCAUCUUCAUAGUGUGUGUGCACGUGUUGAGCAUGUGUAUCAGGCUGGAAAAUGAAUAACAGCCUCUGACCAAAUGCUGUUAAAUUUGGCUUCGGCUGGCGAGGGUGUCCCGCCACAUUGGCAGGUAACCAGGCGCCAUUAGCGUGUUCCCCUCUAUUCCAAACAAACAAAUAAAUAAAUAAAUCUGUCCGGUGGAAUUCAAAUUGAAAACGACAGGCGAGUUUUAGAACACACACGAUGGCAGAUGGACGAAGAUAUUUCCUACUCUUGUGUGUAUGUGUGUGUGUGUAUGUGUGUGUGUGUGUGUGUGUGUGUGUGUGUGUGUGUGUGUGUGUGUGCACAUGGGUGUGUGUGAGCCUCUCCCUCAGUGGCUCAGCCGUUAGCUCCUGUAGUCAGGUUGUUGCAGCUUUCAAGCGCAAAAUGCAAACAUGGCCUCCACUAUUUUCUAUAAUAAAGUGAGAAGUGGAUCCGUCUCAUCUCAGA